Molecule: messenger RNA, 1107 nt
Organism: Drepanopeziza brunnea f. sp. 'multigermtubi' MB_m1
Lineage: Eukaryota; Fungi; Ascomycota; Leotiomycetes; Helotiales; Drepanopezizaceae
Source: RefSeq, a predicted model, not a curated record
AUGAUGCUCAUCUUAGCUCUCCUCAUCUUCUGCAUCGCCCUCUGCGUUCUCCUCGCCACACAACCUCUCCCAUUCCUCCCACGGACCAGAUGCAGGCUCCAAACCAUCAAACAGCAACCCACCCACACAGAGACCAAGCUCCGUCAAGAUGUCAAACCGUACCAAUUCCCACCUCUCAAAGAGAAGACAUCCACCAAGAUGGCAAUGGGUCUCAAACGUCUCGACGACUCCAACUGGCUGACUCUCGACUCGGCCUACCUCCCCGAACACACCCUCCGCCUGCAACUUCUCUCCUCCUGCCAGCCAGACGUCGUCCAAAUGCUUCCAGGCUCGGAACCAGCAUGUCACGAACUCCUCAAAACCGUGACCUCCUUCCUCUCAUCACGAUUCCCACAACACUUCACCAUCGCCUCGUCGCCGUCAGGCCCGGAAAUCGUAAACCGCCUGACGAAUGAGGUGUACCCCAUCGGCCCUUCAUGUGCGAACCCACUCGAGGUAGCGGCCAAGUUAAGCAUGGAAGACUUCAACAUCCUGGUCCGAAGUCCCGAGACGGGCGAGUACCACCUUCAAGCCUCAGCCACGCUGUUUCCCGCCGGGUGGAAACUGCAGGAACGGAUCGGGACCAGCAUGGCGAAUCUGCACCGGCCGGUGCCGGGAUGGAACCAGAAGCUAGGACCUUGUGUCAACAGGUAUUUUGACCACCUCUCUCACAAGACCGCUAUGGAACGCACAAACGUCUUCAUCCAGACCACGCCUCACCUGUUCCAAGACGCGCCCGAGCCCACUCCAUCUAGUCCGGCGACAGUGAGCCAGCUCAUGGUCCGCCGCGAACGCCAGACUUUCACUCGCCUGCAGCAGACGGGCGCAGUGCUCUUCACCGUGAGGACGUACAUGGAGCCGCUUACCCAGCUGGGAGAUGCAGAGCUGAAGGCGCUGAGGAGUCAAGUGCUCGGGUGGGAGGCGGAAGUUAGGGCCUACAAGGGAGGCGACAUCUGGGGCCCGCCGCUGCUGCGUCUUUGCGAGGAGAGGUGCGGUGCUGUUGUUGUUGAGGUGGCGAAGGCUGACGAGAAGAUCAUGAGGGCGACGGUACGCGGAGGUGGAGCUUAA